ACGAGAAAAAUAAAAAAUGGAGGAAAAUGGCAUGCGAGGUGUUGUUGAAUUCUUGUGAACACUUGUGAAAUGUUUGGUUAUUACAGCAACCUAGGAUGGGAGGCUGCAUAGGUAGUACGAGGGCAAGAACAGCCUCUGUUGAUGAUACAUCAGCAACAUCAACAAGACCACAAUCAGGAAAUUCAAGAAAAAAUCAUCCACUUUGUCAUGAAAUAUUUAGAUGGAAAUCAGAUGUACCAUUGACAGAAGGACAAUUACGGAGUAAACGUGAUGAAUUUUGGGAUACAGCACCAGCAUUUGAAGGUAGAAAAGAAAUAUGGGAUGCAUUACGAGCUGGUGUAACAGCAGCUGAAGCACAAGAUUAUCAAUUAGCACAAGCAAUACUUGAUGGUGCAAAUGUAUCAGUACCAAAUGGUUUUUUAACUGAAUGUUAUGAUGAACUUGGUACAAGAUAUCAAGUACCAAUUUAUUGUUUAUCUUAUCCAAUUAAUAUUGUAAAAGAAGACAAUGGUAGAGAUUCACCAGCUGAUUGUUCAGAACCAGUUGAUGCUGGUACUGAAUUGACACUUAAAUUAAGACUAUCAACAUCUACUGGAGAUGUUAAAUUGCCAGUAUAUAGUAAAGACACAAUUGGAAUUGCUAAAAAAAAGCUACAGAGUCAAGAAGGCCUUGAACCAUCAAAACAAAGAUGGUUCUUUGGUGGUAAAUUACUUGGUGAUAAAAUGCAUAUUGAAGAAGCUAAAAUUCAUCCUGGCUAUGUUAUUCAAGUCAUAGUUAAUUUAGAAAAAUUCGAUGACAGUCCAAUUAAAAAUAGCUGAAGAGAUUAUUUUCAUUUCUUUAUUUUCUUUUUUUUUUUAUAUUAUCAUUUUUAAAUAUAUUUUAUCGUUUGAUUAUCAACGUCAAUAUGUCAAACACAAAUUGGGGACUCUUGUCAAUAAUAAGAAUGACUGAAAUAUAUAUUUUACAAUACAAAUAAUAAUACACUAACGAGGUAAGCAAAAAAAAGUAUUUAUAUUAUUUUUAAAAAAAUACAAAAAUCGACCUAAAAGCAAACUAAAAAAAAUAAUAAUGAUCCUGAAUGCAAAAGCUAAAUAAUUUUUUUUUUUUUUUUUUUUUAAUUAAAAACACUCAAAUAAUUAUUAUUUAAAUAAAUAAAAAAAAAAGAGAUUAUUAAUUGGCUUCUACUUAAAUGCGUUUUAAUUAAUUUAAUUUUUUUUCGAUUAAUAAUAUAUUUGGAAAUAAAUAUAUAAUUUGUUUGAGUGUUACGUCUGUGUAUAUAAUUUAAUUAAUAAAAUAUUAAUACACAUUUGCACACAAUGUGUCCUCGUUAGAUAAAUAAAUAAAAAAAAAAAUAUCAAAUAAAUAAAAAUGAAUCGAUGCUAAGCGUCUCCAACUAGUCACGCGUAUUUUAUUUUAUUACAACGUCAAUUGUCAAUCGUGUAAAUAUACAUGACGAAUUAUUUAUGAAAAAAAUUCAGUCGAAUGACAACUGACAAGUCGAGGUGAAAUGAUAAAAUAAGCGUGAAUGUGUGUAUGACUAAAUGAAAAAGAAAAAAAAAAUAAAUAAAAAUCGAAACAUUCUCGUGUGUAAAUAAUUUAUAAACUCGCAUUAAUCGCAACAAGUCUUAUUCACAUUAAUUAUUAAAUUAUCAUAAUAAUUAUUAUUAUUAUUUUUAUUUAAUUUUUAUAUAUUAUAAAAAAAAUGCUUACGUCAACUUUUUAUUUUUAUAAUCAAUUUAUUUGAUGAUACAUGAUGAUUUAUUAUUCAUUUUUUGUUUUCGUUGUCAUUGUUAUUUUUUCUUAACAUAAAUUUAAUUUUUAACAACAUAUAUCAAAUAACUAUAGGGGGAAGAUAUAAGCGUGUGUUGCAUUUAUUUGUAAUUUUUACGCUUUUUUUUUUUUUUUUAAUUAUUAUUAUAUUUUAUUUUUUUUUUCUUUAAAAAUAUAAUAAAAUUCAUACACGAAAUUUAAUGGAAAAUGUUAGCUUAAUUUUGUCACGAUUUUGUGAUUUAUUUUCUGAAUGAGAUAAAUAUAAUAUUGUGUCCUGUAUAUAUGAAAAAGAAUUUAAAAAAAAAUGAUAAAUAGAGAAAAAUACAAUAAUUAUUAAAGACGACAGUAAGUGCAAUUUAUAAACGUGGAAAAAAAUAAAUAUUUAAAAAAAAAAUAACAAGAUUGUGUGUUUGAGAAAGAAAAUAAUUUUUUAAAAAUAUAUAUUCACUGACCAAUGUUUUUUACACGUUUGUAAAGAGUGUAAUAUGUAAGAAAAAAAAAAAAAGAUAAUAAUAUUGUACACUUGGUGUGACUGAUUGGACAUGACUGCCAAUAAAAUUAGCUAAAAAAAAAUGAAAUUGAUAAUAAAAUAUUUGUAAAAAAAAAAA
Molecule: messenger RNA, 2378 nt
Organism: Aphidius gifuensis
Lineage: Eukaryota; Metazoa; Arthropoda; Insecta; Hymenoptera; Braconidae
Product: ubiquitin domain-containing protein 1
Exons: 4
Coding region: 96-818 (240 amino acids)
Molecular function (GO): protein binding
Source: RefSeq, a predicted model, not a curated record